CGCUUGUCAUGUGACCCACACUCAGCCAUCUUGUGGAAAACAGAGAGAGAGGCACACAUACACACAUAACUCGCAUUAACUCCAAACCUUGUGCUGUCACAGCAAGCAGAGAACUUCAGUAAGAAAAUGGCCGAAACCCAGACACUUAACUUUGGACCAGAAUGGCUCCGUGCCCUGUCUGGAGGUGGUGGUAGUGGAAGCAGCAGUAUUCUUGCCUCACCACCUCUCUCACCUGCAUUGCCAAAGUAUAAACUUGCAGACUAUCGCUACGGGAGAGAAGAAAUGUUAGCACUUUAUGUAAAGGAUAAUAAGAUCCCUAUAGAUCUUCAUGAUAAGGAGUUCCUACCUAUAUUGCAAGAGGAGCCCUUACCACCUCUGGCACUUGUGUCUUUUACAGAGGAGGAACAGAGAAAUUUUUCCAUGUCUGUAAACAGUGCAGCUGUGCUUCGGCUGACAGGGCGAGGUGUGGGUCCGAUAGUAGGAGUACCAAGAGGGCGAAGUACCUCAAGGGGUAGAGGCCGGGGAAGAGGGGAUGGAGGGUUUUACCAAAGAAGUUUUGACGACGUGGAAGGUUUUGGCCGUGGAGUGAGGGAGAUGCAUCGUUCCCAGAGUUGGGAAGAAAGGGGAGACAGAAGGUUUGAGAAGCCAGGUCGAAAAGACACAGAUGCUGCUGCGGGACACUUUCUGAUGAAUCACAUCCGAGGCAACUAUGAGGAUGGUGGAACAAGCUUGUCGAAAAAGCAUGACUUCACGCGUUCAGAGAGUGAGAACUGGCGUACUACUCGUGAUGAUCAGAAUGGUGAGGAUGAUGAUGGGGGCUGGCGCCUGGCGGGGUCUCGACGGGACAAUGAUCGGUGGUGCCCUCCGAGCCCAGAUGGCCCUCGGGCAGCAGGGUGGCGGGAACACCCAGACCAGCGUCGCCGUUUCCCAUUUGACGCAAGGGAAGAUGAACGUGGUUACCGGAGGCCACGGUCAGGCAGCGGCAGCCUAGAGGAUGAAAGGGACACACUGCCAGAAUGGUGUCUGGAGGACGCAGAUGAAGAGGCGGGCACCUUUGACUCAUCUGGGGCCUUUCUCUCACUCAAGAAAGCCUCCAAGGAGCCCAUCAUGGAGGAAGCUGAGCUUGACUUCAAACCUUUAGAAGAAUGCGAAGAGGGCCAGGAGGAGGAAGAUCAUCCCAGAGAGACUAAAGAGACUGAACCGGAACCUCAAAGAGAGAGCGAUCGAAAAGAAUUGACCAGAGUUUUGGAGGAGGCUUCAGGUGCUGCUCCACCAGUUGCACCUGCAGUUUUAGAGCCACAGGCUUCUGCGCCGUCGUUGCCCCCCAGCCUACCCAACAGAACGGAAGAGUCUGUGCGGCCGGCUGAACGGAUUGACAGGCGGCCUCCCCCUGAACUCCAGCCAGAACCCAGCAAACCCCCUCUGCACGUCCCCAUGUCUAAUAUCAUGUUGGAGUCUCUACCCAUCACCCACAUUUCUACCCCUCAUACGGAAGUAUCUGCUCCAUCAUCCACCAGCCAGCUUCCACAGAAAAAGCAUACAGACGUUCCUGUAGCAACUAACACCUCUUUGUCAUUCACCGCACCUAUAAUGGCCGCUAUUGGUCGGCCUACUCCUGUGCAACAUGACACAGAUGAAGACGAGGGGCUGAAACACUUUGAGCAGGAAGCAGAAAAAAUGGUAGCAUACCUUCAAGAUGGUGCAGUGGAUGAUGACAGAGUGUCAUCGAAGAGCUCUGAGAAAGCCAAACCUGCAGGCUUGCCUCUCACGCACGAGGCUGCUCUGAAGUGGUUCUAUAAAGACCCCCAGGGGGAGAUACAGGGUCCAUUCAGUAACCAGGAGAUGAAUGAGUGGUUCCAGGCUGGUUAUUUCACAAUGUCUCUCUUAGUGAAAAGAGGAUGUGAUGAGGUCUUUCAGCCUCUGGGAGAAAUCAUGAAGAUAUGGGGCAGGGUGCCUUUCACUCAGGGCCCUGCACCUCCACCUCUACAAGGAGAUGGGGAUCAGGAGAGGUUGAAGAGACAGCAGGAGCUCACCGCUCUCAACCUUUAUCAGUUACAGCAGCUCCAAUAUCAAUACCUCCUCAGACAGCAGUAUGCACAGGCUCUGGCCCAGCAGAAGGCUGCAGCCCUCAGCUCGGCUCCUCUUCAGCAGCAGCAGCAACAUCAACAGCAGAUCAACCUGAUCUUACAGCAAUACCAGACGCUCAAGAUGAGAGUGUCUGAGAGCCUCCUACCUCCUGUUACCCGGUCCCUGUCUGUACCAGACUCUGGUUCUGUGUGGGAAAAACAGAACUCAUCUUCUCAGGCGUCUUGCACACCAAACCUCCAACAAGCUGCUCCAAGCACAUGGGACGGCAGCAGUGUGUGGGAUUUACCAAUAGACUCAGUGGCGCAGGCUCCAACUAUCGAGCAGAUGCAGCAGUUAGAGAAGUCAAAGUCUGCAAAGUUAGAGCUGGAGAGGCGUGAGGCAGAAAUGAGAGCUAAGAGGGAAGAAGAGGAGAGGAAACGACUGGAGGAGGCCCUGCGGGCUCACCAGGAGGAAGAGCGAAAACGUUUGGAGGAAGAGGAACUUGCUCGACAGAAACAGGAGGAAGCGUUGAGGCGAGAGCAAGAAGAGGCGCAGCGCAGGAAGCAGGAAGAAGAGGAGAGGCUGGCCCAGGAGGAAGCUCUUCGCAGACUAGAGGAGAGGCGAAGGGAAGAGGAAGAGCGGAAAAAACGGGAAGAAUUCCACCGCAAACAAGAAGAGGAGCGCAGGAAGCAGGAGGAACUAGAAGCAUUAAGGAGGCGUGAGGAGGAGAAGCGGGCAGAGGAAGAGAAGCGGGCAGAGGAAGAGGCUGCAGCUGCUGCCGCCGCUGCUGCUUUGGCUCAGCAACAACUGGAGGAGCAGAAAAGAAGGGAGCAGGAGGCCCAGAGGCAGCAGGAGCUUCAGAGACAGAGACAGCAGCAACAGGAGGCUCUUAGACGAAUUCAGCAACAGCAGCUGCAGCAACAGCAGCUUGCACAGAUGAAGCUUCCAUCUUCAUCAAAGUGGGGCCAGCAGUCAGCCAACAUUCUGAACCAGACACACAACGCCCUGUCACUUGCAGAAAUCCAGAAACUAGAAGAGGAGCAAGAACAGCAGGCACGGGAGGAGCAGCGACGUCAGCAGCAAGAGCUUCUGAAGCUUCAGCAGCAGCAGGCUUUGCAUCAGGUGCCGCAGCCGCAGGCUAAGUUGUCUGGUUGGGGCAACAUGGCCAAGCAGCAAGUGGUUACCAAGUCACUGUUGGAGAUCCAGAGAGAGGAAGCGCAGCAGAUGAAACAGCAGAAGGAGCAGCAUCAACACCCCAUUGUUGCACCGCAGACUCGCACACAACCAGAGUGUAUGUCUGACAAGCAGAGUUUGGCCUUAUUAAAUGCUUUAAUUUGGGGGGCCGGUAACUCGAGCACCUGUUCCUCUUGGAUGUCAGAUUCCAGUAGUAUCUGGGACACCCACAACUCAAACAUGGGCUUUUGGGAUGAAGCUGUGAAGGAUGCAGCCCAGCAACCUCUCCAGGCCAAAAAGAGCAGUGCACAGAAGAACAAUAAGGGCAACGCCAACCUCAGUAACAGUUUGAGUGGACGAGUCAACAAGAAGGUAGAAGAGGAGGAGAAGCUACUCAAGCUGUUCCAAGGAAUUGGUAAAAGUCAGCAGGACACGUUUAUGCAGUGGUGUGAGCAAACCCUGCACACCCUCAACACAGCCAACAAUCUGGAUGUUCCAACAUUUGCAUCUUUCCUGAAGGAGGUGGACUCUCCCUAUGAGGUGCACGACUAUGUCAGGGCCUAUCUGGGGGACACUCCCGAGGCCAAGGACUUUGCCAAGCAGUUUCUCGAACGUCGUGCCAAACAGAACACUAACCAACAGAAACAGGCACCGCAGAUCCAACACCAAGCCCUCAAACUGCAGCAGGAUUCUGUAUGGGGAGGAACAGGAACAUCAUCUCUCUACCAGACCAACCACACGAGCGGCCAGCAGCGCUUUGAGACCGUCACCUCAGGGAAGAAGAAGAAAAAGCAGAAGAUGGUUCGCGCAGACCCCAGCCUGCUAGGUUUUUCUGUUAAUGCAUCAUCUGAGAGACUGAAUAUGGGUGAGAUUGAGACUUUGGAGGACUUUUAAGGGACUGCAGUCAAGCAAACUCCACUGACUGUAUCCAGUUUGAACAGCAGCCGUUUUACCCAAACUCCAGUCCCAGUCCCCUCACUGCUUCCAUUCUCACCUUUCACUUUUUUGUUCCUUCCAGUUUGUUUUCUCGAUCAUUCUCUUGCAACCCCCCGUUCCACAAUCAACUUGGAGUUGU
Molecule: messenger RNA, 4315 nt
Organism: Thalassophryne amazonica
Lineage: Eukaryota; Metazoa; Chordata; Actinopteri; Batrachoidiformes; Batrachoididae
Gene: gigyf2
Product: GRB10 interacting GYF protein 2
Biological process (GO): insulin-like growth factor receptor signaling pathway
Cellular component (GO): perikaryon; vesicle; proximal dendrite
Molecular function (GO): protein binding
Source: RefSeq, a predicted model, not a curated record